AUGGCUGUUCGAUCUCUCGUCGCGACUCUCCUUUUGGCCUCUUCGGCCUUGGCCAAGACUGACCUUGCCGGUUGCACUUACACCGACGUCGUCGUCAUGCCCACUGACCGUCCCGCCUACGAUGCCUAUGCCAGCCGCAUCUGGUACGUUCCCGGCACCGGCGAGCUCUGCGACUUCCUGGACUGCGGUGGCGGCCGAGCUCCCCCCAAGACGAAUGUCCCCGGCUGCCCUCUGUACUCCGGCACCGAGACCUACUCGCCCAGCUACCUCAACCUCCAGACCAAGGCUGCUGCUGGUAGUGAGGGUGAGGCCACAGCCACUGGCUCAUCUGGUGCCACAACCACCGGCGAGUCUCAGGUUACGACCAAGGCUACCAUCGCUCCGUCCACGACCUUGGAGACUUCCGUGUCCAAGACGGCCUCCGAGACCGACUCGGCCGCCCAGACCACUGCGGCCCCCUCAACCACGGCUGUUGUCCCUCCCGUCAAGUCGAGCGCAAGCUCAUCCGCAGUGACCGCUUCUCAGGGACUGCCUGGACGUAACGGCACUUCCACCGGCACUCACCCCACCAGCACCUUCACGACCAACGGCGCUGCUCCCACUGCUGUUGCCAUCCUCGGCUCAUGCCUGAUUGCUGGUGUUGCGGCCUGUGUUGGUAUGCUGUAA
Trichoderma harzianum CBS 226.95 is the source of this 666-nucleotide messenger RNA. RefSeq lists its product as hypothetical. The coding region runs from base 1 to 666 and encodes 221 amino acids. The record is from RefSeq and is a predicted model, not a curated record. The transcript has a single exon. Lineage: Eukaryota; Fungi; Ascomycota; Sordariomycetes; Hypocreales; Hypocreaceae.